ACAAAUCGAGUACAAGCAAAUCUCAAUUCUCAAUUUCUCAUUAUUAAUCUUGUAAAGCGUGAGCCACCAGUCGGUGGCCGGUGCGAGGAAAAUAAUUGUGAGUUGUUGCAAUUAAAACAUUUUAGUUGUUUGUACAAUUAAAAAAUUAUAUAUUAAUUUAUAAAAUUACAAUUUACAGAACAUAAUGGAUUCUCCAUCUAAAAAGUUUCAACCAAGAUUAUACCAAGUUCAACUUGAAGAAAUAUGUGUAAAUAAAAAUACAAUUAUAUAUUUACCUACAGGUUCAGGAAAAACAUUUAUUGCCGGACGUCUUAUUAAGAGAUUUAUGAAUCAGAUAAAAAAACCAUGGGGUGAAGGUGGUAAAAGAACAUUCUUUCUUGUCAACACAGUGCCAUUGGUCAACCAACAGAAACAUGUGAUUGAAGAAAUGUGUCCAGUGACUGUGGGAGCCUACAGUGGAGAGGAUCUACUUGAUUAUUGGAACAAAAGUAAAUGGGACUCUGAGCUUGCUCAAUAUCAAGUGAUUAUAAUGACGUCUCAAAUAUUACAUGAUAUGCUCACACACAAGUACAUCACGCUUGAGGAUAUAAAUUUAAUAAUUUUUGAUGAAUGCCACCAAGCUGUUGAUGAACAUCCAAUGAGGUUAAUAAUGAGGCAUUUUGAAGGGUUACAUGGAGAACUACCAAGAGUAAUAGGUUUAACAGCGACAUUGCUAAAUUGUAAUGUUACGUUACACAAAGUUGAGGAAACACUUCGGGAACUUGAAAAGACAUUUCGAGCGACAAUAGCCACAGUUCAUGAAAAUAUACAAGAGAUCUUUAAUCACUCGACGAAUCCGCAAGAAAUAUUAAAGAGCUAUUACCCAUCGUCCACUACUUCAGCCAAGACGGAGGCCAAAAAACUUUUAAUGAGUCUGAUGAAUUUAAUCUAUAACUUUAAAUUACCAGUAGUGCAAAAAAAUGUCCAAUUGCACCACGGACAACGGGACAUAUCUUCUAAUCCUAAAAAGAUUCAACGGGAGGUGGCGAAUAUGGUGCAAUCCAUUAUAUUUCAUAUCGACGAAUUGGGUGCGUACGGCGGGACCAUAUGCAUUAUUGCGUACACGAUAUUGCUCGAACGGCUAAAACGACGAGCAGUUUCCGAAGAAGAACAAUUAUUAUACACCUUUACUAUAACGGGCUGCACAGAAGCAAAAAUCGUAUUAUUAGACGAAAUGGAUAACGAAAAGGGCUAUGCGAAGAUUAUUAAGCACUCAUCGCCUAAAAUUCAAGUUUUGUUAAAUAUUUUGAAAGAAUAUAAACCGACCCAAGAUGGUAAACCAUUAUCUGCAAUCAUAUUUACACAGCAAAGGUUCACUUCGAAGAUUUUAUACAAUUUACUUAAAUCCGUAAAAAUAUCAAAUCCCAAAGAAUUCGAUUAUCUUAAACACGAUUUUAUUGUGGGUUUUAACGUGAACCCCUAUAAUAAUACGAGAGAACAGUAUUAUACAAAGAAACUCAGUCAUCAGGCGUUGCUGAAAUUCAAAAAUGGGGAUUUGAACUGCCUAAUAUCUACCCGGGUGAUAGAAGAGGGUGUUGAUAUACCACAAUGCUCCCUGGUAGUGCGAUUUGACCUGCCGCUCGACUAUCGCUCAUAUGUACAGAGCAAAGGUCGCGCACGGAACCGGGAAUCAAAAUAUAUCAUGAUGGUGGAUGACUCACAAAGAGAAAAGUUUCUAUGUAAAUAUUCUGGGUUUCAGAAAUUAGAAAGUUGCCUUCAACAGUUAAUUAUGGGCAAUUCUAAAGAUCGAGCGUCGCCAACUGAAGAGGAAGUUCAAUCAGCUUUUGAUGAUGAAGAUAUACCACCUUUCGUCACUGCGAAUGGAAAUCGCCUGUUCGCAACGUCUGCCAUUAGUCUCUUACAUCGGUACUGUUCCACCCUACCUGCCGACCAGUUUACCCUACUCUCCCCUAUGUGGAUACUAGAAUAUGAUGCUGGGAACCCGCUUAUCACUAUUGUGAUGCCAAUAGCAUGUCCCAUCAAAGAACCAAUUAAGGGCGACCCCUUUAAUAAUAUAAAAACGGCGAAACGUUCGGCCGCAUUAAAAGCCUGUAUUAAGUUAUAUGAAGCUGAUGAAUUUGAUAAGCACCUUCUACCAAAAACAUAUGGAGAAAUAAAAUUCGAACAAGAGGAUAUAAAGCAGUGUUUCCUUAAUUGGCCAUGGGACGACCCCAAAGAAGAUAAUAAAGCCGGGACACCAAGCGCUGGUACAAAAAAAAGGGUUCGCAAGCACAAGAAAGUGUAUCCCAGUUAUUUCAACGCAUUGCCUUCUGUAGGCAACCAAAAAUUCUGCUUGCAUUUAAUAAAACUAGACGUCGCCUUCGCAAAACCUACUGAAUCACGUGAAUUAGCGCUUUACGACCUUUUGAAAAUGGAUGAAGGGUUUGGGUUUCUUACAAUGCAGCCUUUGCCGGAAAUAUGUGAUUUUCCAAUGUAUCUAAGAGUUGGAGAAGUUAUGACAAAUAUUCAAAUGAAUUAUGCCUGCGUUACAUUGGACACAACGCAGCUGCAAUUGGUUAAACGAUUCCAUUUCUUCAUAUUCGAUCAAUUGUUAGCGGUUGCUAAGAAAUUCGUGAUAUUCGAAGGAUCUGUGAAUUGUCUCUACGUUGUUCCUACGAUUAAAAAGGACGGAUUCGAUAUCGACUGGAACGUAAUGCGGACGCAUACUGAAAUAGAACCCAUUGACAUACCAUCAGACAAGCAAAGGGCCUCAACAAAAGCUACGCGGCAAACGCAUCAGAGAAAAGUCGUUACUCCGUGGUAUAAACCAUAUCUAAUUCCUGACAGAUACGUUGUGACAAAUGUGCUCGAAUAUAUGACACCACAAUCUCAGUUCGUAACGAACUCAUUCGAAACAUACGCUGAUUAUUACAUGAACAAACAUCAGUUACAACUCUUGGGUCCUCAAGACCAACCAUUGUUAGAGGUAGUGAGAAUAAAUACCAAAAUGAACUGUUUGUUGCCCCGUGGGACCACAAUCAAGUCGCUAUCUGAGAAACAAAUGAAGUUAGUUGCGCAAGCGCAGGACGAUGAAAAGCCGAAAGCCUUUAAAGAGAUCUUUGUUCCUGAAUUGUGUGCCAAAUACGACUUUCCCAGUGUUCUUUGGUACAAGGCGUAUAUGCUACCCAGUAUAAUACACAGAAUAACAAUGCUAUUGGUAGCCUACGAAUUGCGUGCGGAAAUUUCGAAAGGUAUUGGUUACUGUAAACCUCACCUACAAAAAGGGAAAAAGUGGUUGCCCAUUGAAACAAAUAUUAAUAUAGCGAAAAAGAGCUUACUGUCACAAAUAGAAGAGCCACCAGCGAAUAACAGCAUUGACAGGAUAAGUGAUCCUGUUGUAUCCAUAUCCAUGAAGGAGAGUCUCUAUCAGCUUCAGAAAAAGAAACUGAGUGCGGAAUACGCUUGGGAGGAAAACUCGGAACCAAUGGAUAUAGAGAGAAAUAUUACUGAAGUUACAUUACUGGAUAUCGAAUGCUAUGACACAUUUGCCAUGGCUCCUCUGUAUGACAACAAAACUGGCGAUAUUUCUCUGCCCAGAAUACCACCAAUCGGCACCGCUAUAAUGCCACCCCCACUCACCUAUUCGGACAAGAUACACCUCUUGUCUCGUAAAGUGACAGAUAACGGCCCGGAAUUGCGCGACGUACUCGCAGCCCUUACGACAAUCAACUCUCAUGAUUCCUUCAAUUUGGAGAGAGUGGAGACCCUUGGGGACGCUUUCCUUAAAUUUGCAGCGACUCUUUACCUAUUCCACAAGUUUCCCAAGCUUAAUGAAGGGCAGCUAACAAAUAUUAAAGGACGCCUGAUAGGAAAUAGGAACUUGUUCUAUGCCGGCAAUCGUAUUGGUCUCGGUGGGCGAAUCAAAGUCGAACAAUUUAGUCCAAGGAUGGAUUUUGUGGUACCGGGCUUCUCAGCUCCUCAAGAAGUUAUUAAUUUCAUUGAAGAACAAAAGAUCCGGCCAUCAAUUCUUAUAGGAAUGGAGUUCCCAACAUCGGAAGCAUUGACCGGAAAGCUGUCAGAUAGGAGCAUGAAUUUAAUUCAAAAUAAAUUUAUUGAGGCGACGUCUCAUCUUCGACCGGCUGAGCCUGAACCGGAGGGUGGCGUCCAAAAUGAAAUGCAGCGGUAUAUCGGGGCACAAGCAGUGUCUGAUAAGUCAGUAGCAGAUUGCGUCGAGGCACUCAUCGGAACCUACCUGCUUAGUGGGGGCAUUGAGGUAGCCGGCUCAUUAUUGGAAUGGCUUAGAAUUAUACCAAAACAGGACAAUUUCUUAACAUACUUCUCAAAGGGUGUAGAUACAGUGUUAACAGAGACGAAAACUGCCUUAAACGAGAUAAAUCGUUUGUUGAACUACACGAGAGAUGACGUUGAAAGCAUAAUACAGUACAAGUUUAAGGAUCCGGCGCUCUUGUUAGAGGCUUUGUCACAUCCAUCAUACAUCCGCAACCGCUACACAAAAUCAUACGAGCGUCUGGAGUUUUUGGGCGACGCUCUCUUGGACUUCCUCAUAACCUCACACAUAUUUGAAAACUGCGGCAACCUUAAGCCCGGAGAACUGACAGACUUAAGAUCUGCACUCGUAAAUAAUGUCACGUUUGCAGCAUAUGUUGUCAAAUUAGGUCUUCACAAGUACCUAUGCUAUGAGCUGAACCCGCCACUGGAGACAGCAAUUAUCAACUUCGCAGAACAUCAGAAGCAAAGGAACCAUGACAUCUCUGAAGAUGUACUUUACCUUAUUGAUGAAGAGGAUUGCCGCAUAGCUGAGUACAUCGAAGUACCCAAGGUACUAAGUGACAUAUUCGAGUCGUUAAUUGGUGCGAUAUAUUUAGAUAGUCAUGGCGAUUUAGCCACUGUAUGGCGUGUAGUAUAUCGUAUAAUGUGGAAAGAAAUCGCUGCAUUUUCGCAAUGCGUGCCCAAACAGCCCGUUCGUGUCUUAUUGGAGAAGAUUUACGCAUGUGCUAAAUUUGAAGAAGCUAUGAAGACUCCGGAUAAUUGUAUUCCCAAAGUGAUGAUUCCUGUUUCGUACACACGCGACGGCCGUUUACACAAAAAUUACGGUGUUGGUUCCAACAAGGCUCAAGCAAAACGCGCCGCUGCAAAACUCGCCCUCAAAGUUCUCUCGACAUAAAUUAUUCGCAUACCAACGUGUAAUAUUAGAUUAGUUUAUUUUUCCACGUAAGUGUAACUUUCUAGUUUCUAAGAGAAUUCUAAAAAGGAAAGUAAAACAGGUUAACAUUUAGAAAUCAAUAGCCCGAUUUUGGUGUCUUUGUAUAGUUAUCACCCCCAACCAAUUUCUGUUCUCAUACCAAAAACAAUCUAUUAAUUAUAAAAUUGAUUUUUUAUGCAGAAUGUCACAUCUCUGGUAACAAAUAGAAAAGUUUAAAAUGGCGGAUCGUUUACAAAUGUCAAUAUAUUGCACAAAAUAUUUAAAAAAAAUGAAAUACUUAGCGCAACUCCGGUAGCAAAAAUUACUCCAAAUCACUUGAAGGUGUUCCAAUCAAGAUGCCCCGAGACUCCUACAUACUCAGUAUCAUUCAAAUUCGAGCUAUUGAUUUGUAAUAGUAUAAUAUAUAUAAUUUAAAUUAAUAUUGUAUAUCUUAAAAUUAAAUAUAUUAGAAUUAAAUAUUGUCUAGCAUAAAAAAUGUGAUAAAUGGAUUGUUGAUUUUUAAAGUCAUCAAAUACCUAACUGUGAGUUCUUUGCCAAAUGAAAAUUAGAUUGAAUGAAAAUUUUAGACAGCUCCUACGCAUCGAUCCAUUUAAUUAGUACGACAUGAUGCAACACAUACUGCAAUACAUGUUAUUUUUUUAAUAUUCUAUAGUUUAUUGUUAUUGUGUAUUACUCCAAAUAUAUACAUAUUAAAUUAAUAAGAAUAUUAGAUAUAAAACUAUUAGUAUUAUUGACGAGCCUUCUAAAUUUUUGUAUAAUGCAAAUCUAAUUCACAAAUUAAACUAUAUUAGUAAUUCUCAAAAAUGUCUCCAUGGCGAAACAAUACUUUUUACAUCACCUAUAUUAAUGUAUGUGUAUUGUGUAUACAAAAUUAUUGAUGCCGUUGUUAUCGUUUAUCGACAUUUUAAGUUACUAUAUACAUAAACUACUUUCCACGCAAAUUUGUAAAAUGUAUUACUCAAAAACGUCUCAAAUUGUAUCUCAGAAACUAGUUUAACCAUAAAAUUUUAAAUUGAACACUUCUCAUUUUUAGAAGUCGACAAAACGCUUCUCUAGGCAAGAUGGUGUCAGCAAGUUUCAAAUACUCAAACUAAUCUUUGACCGUUUUGUGUCAUGUGACUGAUGCAUGAAAAUCAUUUUAAUUGAUAAGUAUAGUGUAGUAGUUUAUUAGUAUAGUUUUUUUUUUAAUUUUUCAUGCUCUGAAAUAGCAUAUAAGACUGGAUAUGUUAAAUACCUGAGCAUUUAUAUAGGAAUGGAAGUUACCGAAAGACGAAAGAUUAAAUGUUAAAAUUAAAUACUUACAUUAACAUAUUAAUAAUUUAACAAUCGAAUUUUUAAUGUAUCUACAAUGAUUCAUCAAACUGAUAAUCAGAUUUCUCUUCUGGCAACUUUCAUAUAAAUAUACGUAUACAGUAUACACUCUAUAUAACACCACUCAAAGGUUAGUCCCUUUCGGCAGCUUACUUGUUAGUAUAUAAUACGUAUUGAGGGUAGGUGUAAUGCUAUGUAAAAUUGUAGUGUUAUAUUAUCGAAGACGACGCAAAUUAACCCAAGUCAUUUGAUUUCGACGCUUUAGGGGAUUGUCUUUAAAGUAGUCGAUGUUACAUGGAGUUUCCGCUGUAUAUGUAUAUUGUAUAGCUGUAUUUAGUAAUUUAUAUAUAUUCACAAGAGAAGACGUGAUCCACUCUUCUAUUAUAAAUAUAAACGUAGGUAAACAUAGUAUAAUAAUGUAUUAUACUAUGUAUAUCACCUUCAUCCACUCACGUCUUCAAAACAUAUAUACAUGUAUAUAAUAAGAGCUUGUCGAUGUUGUCGCUUGUGCAUUCUAGUAACAACAACGUUGAAAUCUCAUAUUAGUCAAGACUAUUGUUAUGUUUAGACCUUUUAUAUGUAGGGCAAAAUAUAAUAUUUUCCUACU
Molecule: messenger RNA, 7121 nt
Organism: Pieris rapae (cabbage white)
Lineage: Eukaryota; Metazoa; Arthropoda; Insecta; Lepidoptera; Pieridae
Gene: dcr-2
Product: endoribonuclease Dicer
Exons: 34
Coding region: 185-5164 (1659 amino acids)
Biological process (GO): pre-miRNA processing; apoptotic DNA fragmentation; siRNA processing
Cellular component (GO): cytoplasm; nucleus; RISC complex
Molecular function (GO): RNA binding; deoxyribonuclease I activity; ribonuclease III activity
Source: RefSeq, a predicted model, not a curated record